Molecule: messenger RNA, 1886 nt
Organism: Mauremys mutica (yellowpond turtle)
Lineage: Eukaryota; Metazoa; Chordata; Testudines; Geoemydidae
Product: glucosamine-6-phosphate isomerase 1-like
Exons: 8
Coding region: 830-1705 (291 amino acids)
Biological process (GO): D-glucosamine catabolic process; carbohydrate metabolic process; N-acetylglucosamine catabolic process
Cellular component (GO): cytoplasm
Molecular function (GO): glucosamine-6-phosphate deaminase activity; identical protein binding
Source: RefSeq, a predicted model, not a curated record
GUGUCCCUUUGUUGGAAGGGCUUUAAAUUCCCGCUCCCGCCGGCCGUGCAGCGCCGUCGGUGCCGGAGUGCAGGCCCCACGAUCAGCCGCAGCCUCCCGCAGUGACCGUGGGCAGGUGCUCGCUGAGCCGCCGGCACAGGGGCCCCAGCGCCUGGCCAGACUGAGGCGGGGGGUUGUCGGUAGCCCCUGAUGAGCGGGGAUGGCCCAGCCUGUGCCUGCUUUGAAAGACCCAUUGCUGCCUUCCGCUCCCUCUCUGCCCCCCUGAAGGAGGCGAAUGCCCCUGUCCAGGAGCGGGGCUGCUUCCUAGCAGAGCGGUCACCCAGCUGCCCUGGGGAGAGGUGACACUGGAAGGUCCCCCAUGCUCUCCGGGCCUAGGCUGGGACUGGGGGUGUGAGGUGGGCCUGAGCUCCCGCAGGGAAUGUAGGACCGAGCUGAUCUCUUCCCAGAACACUCUCUGGGGUGGCAGCUUUCUCAGGCCUUGUUCUUUACCUGGGGUUAACUAAUGCCCGUGAUGGAUCCGGGGAACACCCACCCUGUCUUUAGUUUCACUGUCAGGUAAAUUAGGCCAGGUCACCUGCAGCCAGUGGGUUGCCUUCUGCUUAGCUCUCACUCCCUUGGGAAGAGGGAUUGCCUGACAGACAGCUCCCCAAGUCUUCAGACUGGGGGUGGGUUCAAAGGGAAGCUGCAUUCCCUGUAUCUUACUACACCAGAGUGCCAAGAUGCCAGCUUCCUUUUAAUUUGGGAUCGUAUCCUCUCCUGCUGGCAUGUGGCGAGGCAAUGAGGAUCUAGUGGAGCCAGGCCUGAAAAGAAGCCAGGGAGUGCUGCCUCCAUGGAGACAAUGAAACUCAUCAUUCUUGAGAACUAUGCGCAAGCCAGUGAGUGGGCUGCAAAAUACAUUAGGAAUCGAAUUAUCCAGUUUAACCCUGGCCCGGACAAAUACUUCACUCUUGGACUUCCCACAGGAAGCACUCCUUUAGGAUGUUACAAAAAGCUGAUUGAGUAUUACAAGAAUGGAGACUUGUCCUUCAAAUAUGUGAAAACCUUUAAUAUGGAUGAAUAUGUAGGUCUCCCAAGGGAUCACCUGGAAAGUUAUCACUCCUUCAUGUGGAAUAACUUUUUCAAGCACAUUGACAUCUCUCCAGAAAACACCCGUAUUUUGGAUGGAAAUGCAACUGACCUACAGGCGGCGUGUGAUGCUUUUGAGGGGAAAAUCAAAGCAGCUGGUGGAAUCGAACUCUUUGUUGGAGGUAUUGGCCCAGAUGGUCAUAUUGCCUUCAACGAGCCCGGCUCAAGUCUGGUGUCCAGAACUAGAGUGAAGACGUUGGCUAUGGACACCAUCUUGGCUAAUGCUAGAUUCUUUGAUGGCGACCUCUCCAAAGUCCCCACAAUGGCGCUCACAGUUGGAGUAGGCACAGUCAUGGAUGCUAGAGAGGUUAUGAUUUUAAUCACAGGAGCCCAUAAGGCAUUUGCUUUGUACAAAGCCACUGAGGAAGGGGUAAACCACAUGUGGACAGUAUCUGCCUUUCAGCAGCAUCCCAGCACUGUCUUUGUGUGUGAUGAGGAUGCCACCCUAGAACUCAAAGUUAAAACAGUGAAAUACUUUAAAGGUUUAAUGCUUGUUCAUAACAAGCUUGUGGAACCCUUAUAUAGUAUGAAGGAAACAGGAGCAGAAAGAAGACAGUCUAAGAAGCCGUACAGUAACUAGUUUCUUGGGGGCUGGUGUGAUGCUAAGCAGGCUCCUCUUGGAAACCAGCAGAGGAGGAAUCCCUACACAUUCUUCUUGUACUUGUUCAUAAAUCAGGGGAGAUGUGCUCAUUAUUGUCUCCAUCUUUUAAAAGAGAUGAAUGCUGAGUACAUUGGGUUUAAUAAACUAGAUGAGGAUGGGA